Molecule: messenger RNA, 2266 nt
Organism: Eimeria necatrix
Lineage: Eukaryota; Apicomplexa; Conoidasida; Eucoccidiorida; Eimeriidae
Exons: 4
Biological process (GO): DNA integration
Molecular function (GO): nucleic acid binding
Source: RefSeq, a predicted model, not a curated record
AUGGUGGACAAACGUGAUGAUGGCUCAGGGGAGCGCAAAAUGCGUAUGGUUGUAAACUAUCAGGCCUUAAAUGCCCUUACGAUAGCCCCUGAAUUUCCCUUACCUCCCAUCCAAACCAUUCUCGAGAUGCUGGGAGGCGCCCAGUACUUUUCCACCCUGGACCUAGAAGCAGGCUUCCAUCAAAUACGCGUGGCUAAGGAAGACCGGUGGAAGACAGCUUUCCGGUCAGUUCUUGGACUAUUCGAGUACCGAGUGAUGCCCUUCGGCCUUAAGGAAGAUAAAAUUGCAGCCAUCCGGCAGUGGCCGGAGGUGCUGCAGAACGAAACGCAGGUGCGUCACUUCCUCGGUACCAUAAAUUAUUGUCGCAUGUUUAUGGGACCAGACUAUGCCGACGUUGCCCGGCCGCUGGUUGAUCUUACACGAGCAGUUCUGGAACAGGACGGCAAACCCAUCGGUUUUCUCAGCCAAGUCAUGAAUCCUACGCAACAGCGAUACUCGAUCUACGAUCAGGAACUCUUGGCGUUGGUCGUGGCACUGGACAAAUGGUCGCACCUGCUCCGGGUAUCCAAGGUAACGGCCUACACUGAUCAUCAAGCUCUCACUCAUCUCCAACAACUCCGAGCAUCGAAGCCUCUGCGCGGCCGCACCGCCCGGUGGCUAGACUUUCUUGCGGAGUUCCCGGACUUGCACAUCACGGAGCUCGCCGGCCUUCGUUCACGACGACCUCGACGGCGCAACACACCGCCCGCACCUUCACCUGCGUUGGCAGAACCCUCCCAAGAGGCGGCGAAUUCUACACACAAAACGCCGACACCAGCUGCCCCUCCUGAUGUAUGCCAUUGGCCGCGCGCUUACUCGCAGUGUCCUGUCUUUAGCGCUCCCUACAAGGCAGCAGCAAACCAACCAGGAGAAGCUCUGCAGCUCGAGUUUCGUAAUCGACAAUCCACCUUUCGCUACGUCGAGCCUUACCUGCAUAUCCGCGUUCAUGGCCUGUGGCGCAUCUGUGUCCCACAAUUCCCUGAAUUCCUCACUCAAGUUUUGUAUUCCCAUCACGACCAUGUCACAGCAGGCCACCGCGGACAGAAAAAGACCUUUGCGGCUCUCAGCAAGCUCUACUACUGGCCAGGAAUGCGCGCCUACACCACUGCUUAUGUUGAGUCCUGCACUCAUUGUCGAGCGUCCAAGUACCUUAACCAGAAGCCUGCAGGUCUUCUUCAACAGUUGCUCAUACCUUCUCGUUGCUGGGCGCACGUGAGUCUCGACUUCAUCACAGAUCUUCCCCUUACAGCGACGGGCCGUGAUUCAAUCCUUGUCCUGGUCGACUCCCUCAGUAAGAUGGCUCAUUUCGUUCCUGCAAAGAAGUCAUUCACAGCAGCAGACACAGUGGAGCUCCUAGCCGACCGUCUUAUCCGCUAUCACGGUUUCCCAGAAGUGCUUAUAUCGGAUCGCGACCCCCGUUUCCAAUCAGACCUUUGGAACCAGCUCUGUCGCCGCUUCAACAUCAAACGGUGCAUGUCCUCGUCCUACCAUCCCCAAAGCGACGGCCAAACUGAACGGGUGAACCGCACACUGGAGCAGAUGCUGCGUACAUAUAUCAGAUCUGCUGAACGCGAGUGGGAGCGUUUGCUUCCAGCCUUGGAACUUGCCUACAACACAACAAGCCAUUCACCCACAGGGCUCUCUCCUUUCGAGGUCAUGAUUGGAGAAAACCCAUUGACUGCGGCGGAACUGGAUAUCGUAGGCGCGUUAGCUCCUACACUCACUCCUCCCAUGACUAAGCUUUUUCGGCAGCUCUGCGACAGCGCGCAGAGUCACAUCCUGAAGGCGAAAUGGCAGCAGAAGUAUUACGCAGACACAAAGCGUCGAGCAGUGGAAUACGCAGUGGGAGAUAAGGUCUGGCUCAGCAGCAAGCACCUACCGCCUUUCAACAGCUGCCCUAAGCUCGAGCCCCGCUACCGCGGACCCUUCGAAGUCCUCGAACGCAUAGGAACUGUUGUUUACCGUCUCGCUCUGCCUCCCACUUAUGACUGCCAUGAUGUUUUCCACGUUUCACAGCUAGUUCCCCACCGCCCCCGCCCUCCCGCUUUGGUUCCCUCGGCAGCCGACGCUGCCUGGCCUCCUAUCCACGAUGCAGCAGGCAAUCCCACAGAUGAAUACGAAGUCGACUAUAUUAUGGACCAACGCGGCUCGGGAGAUGCAGCCCAGUACCUCGUGAAGUGGCGCGGGACCCCUGAAGAGCAAGCCACAUGGGAACCAGCUAACCAUC